Molecule: messenger RNA, 330 nt
Organism: Podarcis raffonei (Aeolian wall lizard)
Lineage: Eukaryota; Metazoa; Chordata; Lepidosauria; Squamata; Lacertidae
Product: steroidogenic factor 1-like
Exons: 2
Coding region: 1-264 (87 amino acids)
Biological process (GO): regulation of transcription by RNA polymerase II; hormone-mediated signaling pathway; tissue development
Cellular component (GO): RNA polymerase II transcription regulator complex
Molecular function (GO): RNA polymerase II cis-regulatory region sequence-specific DNA binding; nuclear receptor activity
Source: RefSeq, a predicted model, not a curated record
AUGGAGGCAGAGCGCAAUGUGAAAUUCGUGGAGAAUUCAAGUGUGGUGAAGGAAGCCCAGGAAAAGGCCAACGCAGCCCUGAUGGAGUACACCCUCUGCAACUACCCACACGCCACAGACAAGUUCCGCCAGCUUCUGAUGCAGCUGGCUAACGUCCGGUCCCUGAGCAUGCAAGCGGAGGAGUACCUGUACCACAAGCACCUGAGCGGGGACGUGCCCUGCAACAGCCUCCUGAUUCAAAUGCUCCAUGCCAAGCGGACAUGAGAGCGCAAAGCAAGGCUCUCUGUCCCCCCUUCGUCUGGGGAAGAGACUCACGGCAGCAGAGGUGCA